CAUAGCCCAAAGGAACAACCUCCUCUUCUCUGGUCAAAAAAUGGCCUCUUACACCAUCCCUCUAUACCUGAUUCUGUUCAUCAUCCAUGGCAACCCUUCCAUGGGAGCUCAGAUCAGCGAAAGAAGCAUUCCUCAAGGUUCUCAGAUCAAUGCAGCGGGUACGCAGAGCUGGGUCUCCCCAUCGGGGCGCUUUGCGUUUGGCUUCUAUCCUGAAGGUGAGGGCUUCUCCAUUGGGGUGUGGCUUGCCACUGGCGCAACCAGGACCAUCGUGUGGACUGCCUUUAGAGAUGAUCCUCCUGUUUCCGGUGGUUCAAUUCUGUUAACAGCCGGUGGUUCGCUUCAAUGGAUUCCUGCUAACCAAGGCAGCCAAUGGAAACUGAUUUCUGCCACCCCUACUUCAGCUACCUCUGCUGCUAUAUUGGACACCGGCAACUUUGUGUUGUAUGAUGCCAAAAGGCAGGUAUUAUGGUCUAACUUUGGUUCUCCGACGGACACUCUAUUACCAGGGCAGAACUUACCUCCUGGUAAUCAGCUGUUCUCAAGCGUCUCCAACAACAAACAUGCCACAGGAAAGUAUCGCCUUGCCAACCAGGAUGAUGGCAACCUUGUCAUGUAUCCAAUUGGCACGAGAGACCCUGGUAGCGCAUACUGGGCGAGUGAUACUUCUGAUCGAGGCCUCCUUCUCACUCUUUCACUACACCCAAAUGGUACCGUAUGGUUGUUUGACAGAAACAGUUCAUACACAAAAGUGCUAUUCCUGGCGAAUCAGUCACUGAGUGCCUCCACAAAUUCAGAGAGCUACUACCAUCUGACAUUGGAUGCUGACGGCUUGUUGCGACUCUAUUUGCAUGUGUUCUUCAAGCAAGGGAAGGAGCCCCUAACAAAGAUUGAAUGGUUGGUGCCAUCCAGCACCAAUCGCUGCGGAGUGAAAGGUGUUUGUGGUCCAAAUAGCUUCUGCCAAAUCACUGCUAGUGGAGAAACCAGCUGCUCCUGCCUUCCGGGGUUUGAAUUCUCAAGUGCUAACCAAACCACUCAAGGUUGUUGGAGGGUACAGACUGGCAGUUGCACAGGGAAUAGAUCUAGUGGUGACAUCAGACCGAUAGCCACGAUGGUCAUGGUGAAGAACACUAGCUGGUCAGAUUUGUCAUACAACAUCCCACCCCAAACAACAACCAUUGAAGAGUGCAAAUCAAUUUGUCUUUCUGACUGUGCCUGUGAGAUCGCCAUGUUUGACACCUACUGUUCAAAACAGAUGCUUCCUAUGAGGUAUGGCAGGAUGGUUCAGGGUAGCAACACCAUGCUAUUUGUGAAGGUGUACUCCUAUGAACCAAAAGGCCCUAUAAGGAAGACUAGAAGUUCUGUCUCAGUUUCCAUGUUGAUAUCAGGUUCUGUAUUGGCCAUCUUCUCGAUUGUUGUGCUAACAGUAUCUGUAGUGCUCUGUAAGCGCCACCAAUUAUUAAGGUACACAAGGGCUCCACAGCAUCAAGACACUGAAUUUGAUGAGGAGAGCAUUGGCAUCCGAUCGUACUCUUUCCAUGAUCUAGAGCUGUCAACUGAUGGCUUUGCCCAAGAGCUAGGAAGGGGUGCAUAUGGCACAGUGUUCAGAGGUGUACUAGCAAACAGUGGAAACAAGGUCAUUGCAGUGAAGAGGCUUGAGAGGAUGGCAGAAAACAGGGAGCGAGAAUUCCAACGGGAAGUACGUGCAAUUGCACGAACACACCACAGGAACCUGGUGUGUUUGCUCGGUAUCUGCAACGAAAGCACAUACCGCCUUCUUGUCUAUGAGUACAUGCCAAAUGGCUCCCUCACCAACCUCCUCUUCAAGCCCGACACACCAUUACCAAGCUGGAGCAAGAGGGUUGCAAUUGCGCUGGAUGUGGCUAGGGGCUUACAAUACCUCCAUGAGGAGAUAGAUGUCCCUAUAAUCCACUGUGAUAUUAAGCCAGAGAACAUACUCAUUGACAGCUCAGGGAUGGCAAAGAUUGCAGAUUUUGGCCUGGCAAAGCUACUGGUAGGAAACCAAACAAAGACCUUCACCGGCAUCCGGGGCACACGUGGAUAUCUUGCACCAGAGUGGAGCAAGAACAAUGCAAUCACUGUGAAGGUAGAUGUCUAUAGCUUUGGCGUGAUGCUUCUUGAGAUCAUAAGUUGCAAGAAAAGCAUGCAGUUUAAGAUGGCCGGGGAGGAGUGCAACAUCUCUGAGUGGGCAUACGAGUGUGUGGUUUCUGGUGGACUGAAAGAAGUGGCCGCUGGUGAAGAUGUAGAUGAGAUUGAGCUAGAGCGAAUGGUGAAGAUCGGCAUUUGGUGCACUCAAAACGAGCCGGUGACACGACCUUCAAUGAAGAAUGUUGUUCUGAUGAUGGAAGGAAGUGUGCAAGUUCGUCAUCCUCCACCACCGGCGUCAUAUUCACAGUCACUAUUACACACUGGAAGCAGAGGAGAAAUCUGA
Molecule: messenger RNA, 2449 nt
Organism: Oryza brachyantha (malo sina)
Lineage: Eukaryota; Viridiplantae; Streptophyta; Magnoliopsida; Poales; Poaceae
Product: G-type lectin S-receptor-like serine/threonine-protein kinase LECRK3
Exons: 1
Coding region: 41-2449 (802 amino acids)
Biological process (GO): protein phosphorylation; recognition of pollen
Molecular function (GO): protein serine/threonine kinase activity; ATP binding
Source: RefSeq, a predicted model, not a curated record